AUGAGCGUCUUCCUUCGGGCCUCUGCCCUUCUCACUGUCCUUCUUGCAGUUCCUUCAUCGCUCGCUCAGGCCUUCCCUCCACCUACAGACCUCAUCAAUGGCACCGGAUACUUCGGCCUGCCCGUCCGCUGGAAAGAAGUCCCUGCGGGUACAUGCGAGCUCACCGAGGGCGUCAAGAGUUACUCGGGUUUUGUCGACAUUGCCGAGAACCAGCACAUCUUCUUUUGGUUCUUCGAGUCUCGAACUGUUGAUCCUCAAGAAGCCGACCUGACCGUGUGGAUCAAUGGCGGUCCGGGCUCUUCGUCGAUGAUCGGCCUUUUCCAAGAGCUGGGACCAUGUACCCUCGAUGGCGACCUCAAUCCCGUCAACAACCCGUACUCUUGGAACAAUGCGAGCAACCUUCUCUUCAUCGACCAGCCCGCUCAAGUUGGAUUCAGUUAUUCGACGCCCAUUUUUGGCUAUCUCGACCAGGAUACGGGGGAUGUGGUUCCACUCCCGAACAAUACUUGCCCGGAGAGUCAGACUUGCGGCACAUUUUCCGAUCCUGACCAAAGUACGAACCCAAACUCCACCGUCGCCGCCGCUCCCGGUAUGUGGAAGACGCUGCAAGGAUUCAUGGGCGUCUUCCCGCAAUACUCGAGAUCGGACUUCAACUUUGCCACGGAAUCCUACGGUGGCCACUAUGCGCCCAUCUUCAACGAGUACAUCCAGUCUCAGAAUGCCCUCAUCGACAAUGGCGAGCUCUCGGGUGCCCAUCACAUCAACCUCCGCACUGUCCUCAUCGGCAACGGAUGGUACGAUCCUCUGAUAUCAUAUGCGGCCUAUUACAAUUUCACCGUCUUUCCCGGCAACACCUACGACAUCGUUCCGUACAACAGCACCAUCCAGGAUCAGGUCUACGAUGCCAUGUACGGUCCCGGCAAUUGCUACGACCAAACUGUGGAAUGCUCAAAAAGCGGCAACGACACGGUCUGCAUGAAGGCCGACGAGUUCUGCGCGGAGCACGUCGAGGACGUGCUCGACGACGUUGCCAAUCGGGACGAAUACGACAUCCGAUUCCUCGACGAAGAUCCAUUCCCGAAUACUGGAGAUUUCCCCACGUACCUCAACAGCGAUAAAGUCCUCCGAGCCGUUGGAGCGCACACCAACUGGCUCAUAUCAUCGGAGGUAGUGAACAGUGCUUUUGCCAACACCGGCGACGACGACCGAGAGGUCGGAACCGUCGAGGCGAUCAGGCAGCUGGUCGAACAGGGCGUGUACGUGAUCAUGUACGCGGGCGAUGCGGAUUACAACUGCAAUUGGCUCGGCAACGAAGUCAUCGCCGACCGAGUCAAUGCUCCAGGCUACUGCGAAGCAGGUUACACCAACAUCACCACCUCCGACGGUAUCGUGCACGGUCAAGUGAAGCAGAGCGGCAACUUUGCUUGGGCCAGAAUCUACUACAGCGGACACGAGGUCCCAUGGUACCAACCUCUUCUCUCCCUCGAAAUGUUCAACCGCGCCAUCAGCCAAAAGGACAUUGCGACCGGCGAAUCCGAUCUGGCGGGCUACAUCUCCGUCGGCACGGCGAAGAGUACUUUCCGUGAAGGCAAUGCGACCGUGGCGUUUGAGGUUUUGCCGUUGGACACGACGUAUAAUUUCACGACCAAUGCGGCGAAUCCACCGCCGCCGAGUGGGAAUGGGAAGAGAGAUGUGGGCAAGAAGAGGACUGCAUACUUUGGGGAGAAGGUGAGGUGAGAAAGGUGUUCAAGCCAGU
Zymoseptoria tritici IPO323 is the source of this 1756-nucleotide messenger RNA. RefSeq lists its product as uncharacterized. Gene Ontology annotation, molecular function: serine-type carboxypeptidase activity. The transcript has 5 exons. The record is from RefSeq and is a predicted model, not a curated record. NCBI's taxonomy places the organism in Eukaryota, Fungi, Ascomycota, Dothideomycetes, Mycosphaerellales, Mycosphaerellaceae. Gene Ontology annotation, biological process: proteolysis. The coding region runs from base 1 to 1737 and encodes 578 amino acids. Gene Ontology annotation, cellular component: fungal-type vacuole.